AUGGAGAAGCCGGACAAAGACAUGCUGGUGGGCGAAGAGGAGUUGGCAGGGGCGGACACCGGUACGUCGGCGUCGGUCAACGAGCCGGGCGCGGAACAGCUCCACAAGCAGACCGUGGCCCUCGCCUCGUGUCGAGUCCAGGGUGUGACCGUCUACAACGACCGCGCCGAAGUCACCCGCCUCGUCGCCCUCACCGACCUCGAAGCAGGAACGACGGAGGUGCGGGUGGUGGGGCUGUCGUCGAAGGUGGACCGCAACUCGGUGCGGGUGUCGGGGGGCAAGGGCGAGGCCGUGAUCCUCGAGGUCUCCUACAACACCAAGUGGGAGCCCAAGACCAAGGACGACGGCUCCGAGCGCAGCACCCUCCAGCGCGAGCUCGACCAGCUCGCCGAGCAGAUCGCGCGCCAAGAGGAGGGCCUCGCCCGCAUCGCCAAAGAGAGCGAGUGGAUGGGCAAGUGGGCGAGCGGGCUGGCGGAGCCGCGGAAGACGGAGGCCGGCGGCAGCGCGUCGGGCGACCUGUGCCCGCCGCAGGCGCUCGACCAGGCGACGGCCUUCCUGAGCUUCUACCAGUCGAGCCUGGCCAGCGUCGACGAGCGGCGGGCGGCGGUCAACGCCACCCUCCGCGAGCUGCGGGAGCAGCACACGCGCGUAUCGCGCACCCUGGGCUCCCUCACCACCGGCAACGUCGAGGAGGUCCACGAAGUCACCGUCCUCCUCAGCAGCGAAGGCCUCGGCGAAGUGGACCUGUCGUUGGCUUAUGUGGUGAUGGACGCGUCGUGGCACGCGGCGUACGACGUAAGGGUGACGAGCAACGACUCGCGGCUCAACCUCACCUACUACGGCAUCAUCACCAACAACUCCCUUGACCACUGGCAAGACGCCCCGCUGGCGCUCUCGACUGCGCAGCCGUCGGUGGGAGGCGCGCCGCCGGACCUGCCGACCAAGUUUGUGGGCUUCCAGCCGCAGUACCACGCUCGUUCGACGCACAGGAGUGCGCCCUGGAUGAACGCGAUGGUCAAGCAGGCCGAGGUCGAGCGAUACGACUUCCAGUCCUUGGCGCUCGAUGAUCACGAAAUCUCGUCGUCGGCGUCGCAGGUGGGUGUGAUGACGAGCUCGGUCAAGGAGAGCAGCAUCUGCACCAGCUUCGAGAUCCCUCGCCGCUCGACCAUCAUGUCCGACAGCAAGCCCCACAAGGUGACGAUCAAGAUCAUUCAGCUGAAGGCCAAGUUCACGUACGUGCUGCUCCCGAAGCUCUCAACGCACGCCUACCUGAAGGCGAGCAUCCUCAACGACUCGGACAAGUACGCCUUCCUCGCCGGCGACAUGAACGUCUUCAUGGACGGCAACUUCGUCGCCAAGUCCUCCAUUCAAGCGGUGUCGCCUUCGGAGUCGUUUGCGAUCUUCUUGGGCGCGGAUGAUGCGAUCAAGGUGACCUACCCGCCGGGCGUCUUCUUCAACGACAAGCAGGGCCUCAUCCGCCGCUCCAACCUCAAGACGGUGAAGCACAGGAUCACGAUCAAGAACACGAAGGCGACGGACGUGCACGUGUCCGUGUUCGAUCAGCUGCCCAAGUCCAACGACGGCCAGAUCAAAGUCCGCCUGCUCAAGCCCACCAUCACCGAGGCGGACAAGAGCGUGACGCUGACGCCGUCCAACAACGUCAAGUGGAAGGUGGACAUUAAGGCCGGCAAGCAGGUCCAGCUCCGCUUUAAGUACCAGCUCGAGUGGCCCCUGGGCCAGGAGAUCAACCUCUGA
Messenger RNA from Acanthamoeba castellanii str. Neff, 1755 nucleotides. RefSeq lists its product as uncharacterized. NCBI's taxonomy places the organism in Eukaryota, Discosea, Longamoebia, Acanthamoebidae. The transcript is spliced from 11 exons. Bases 1 to 1755 code for a protein of 584 amino acids. The record is from RefSeq and is a predicted model, not a curated record.